Molecule: messenger RNA, 3297 nt
Organism: Trametes versicolor FP-101664 SS1
Lineage: Eukaryota; Fungi; Basidiomycota; Agaricomycetes; Polyporales; Polyporaceae
Product: transcription elongation factor Spt5
Exons: 8
Coding region: 1-3297 (1098 amino acids)
Biological process (GO): regulation of transcription by RNA polymerase II; regulation of DNA-templated transcription elongation; transcription elongation by RNA polymerase II
Cellular component (GO): DSIF complex
Molecular function (GO): protein binding; mRNA binding
Source: RefSeq, a predicted model, not a curated record
AUGUCCGACUUGGAAGACGAGACCGUCCUCAACAACGACGGCGGUGACGACCACGACGAAACCGAAGAGCUCGAAGAGCGCCCAAGGAAACAUUCGAAGAGACGAGACGAGGAGGAAGAGGAGGAUGAUGAUGAUGAAGAGGAUGAGGACGAUGAGGAGGAAGAGGAGGAUGAGGGUGUAGAGCGUGGCAAGAAGCGCUCAAAACAUCGACACCACAAACGCCCCGCUGUUAAUCGUUUCCUUGACGUUGAAGCCGAGGUAGACGAAGAUGAAGAUGAAGAGGAGGACGAAGACGAGUAUGCGCGAGACGAGUUCAUUGCGGACACUGGGGUGGAGGGCGAAGACGACUAUGACGCGCAUAAAAACAGAACGGAGCAUGCUCGCUACGACAGACGCGUCCGCGAGAUGGACGACCGCGAACUGGAGCAGGUAGCAGAGGAUAUCAGUCUACGCUACAGACGCACUGCAGUGCGGUAUACUGGCGAGAUGAGCGACGUUCCCCAACGGCUCCUCAUGCCGUCCGUACACGACGCGAAUUUGUGGCAAAUCCGAGUCAGGCCCGGCAAGGAGAGAGACAUCGUGUUCAGUCUUAUGCGGAAGGCGGUCGACCUGGAAUACUCGAACCACCCCCUACAGAUUCUUUCUGCCUUCCAGCGCGACUCUCUCCAAGGCAUGAUAUACGUCGAAGCCCGCAGCGCAAAACAAGUCAGCGAGGCCAUUAAUGGCCUUGUUGGCGUGUUCCCCAGUCGAGGAAUCAAUCUUGUUCCCAUCGAAGAAAUGGCCAGUCUCCUGCAGAUCAAGCAGCAAGAACUCACCGUCACUCCGGGCACCUGGGUGCGCAUCAAGCGCGGCAAGUAUCAGGGAGACCUCGCACAAGUCAUGGAUAUCACCGAGAAUGGCGAGGAAGUCGGACUCAAGUUCAUCCCUCGUAUCGACCUGAACCCCAAAGACGACGCUGCUAUCGACGGCAAGAAACGGAAGAAGGCAGGCGCGGGCCUCUCGUCUUUCAACAUGCGUCCGCCACAGCGCUUCUUCAACUACGAGGAGGUCGUGAAGGUGUACGGUCGCAAGGGUGUCGCGAAACGGAAUCAGGUCUACGUGUUCCAGAACGACACGUACAAAGACGGGUUCAUCGAGAAGGACUUCCGUCUGGCGGCGCUGCAGCUCGACGACGUCAACCCUACUCUGGACGAGAUCACGCGCUUCACGCGGGGGCAAGAUGGCACGGAGAAUGAGUCCAAUGUCGACCUGUCGAUCAUCGCGGAGGCGUCUCGCAAGGCCGCCAUUUCGGUGUUGCAGCCCGGAGAUCACGUAGAGGUGUUCGAGGGAGAGCAGUCUGGAGUACACGGUACCGUGCACAGCAUCGAGGGCGACGUCGUCACCAUCGAGCCAGUCGGCGUGGACUUUGACGGUCAGCGGAUACAACUCCCCGCCCGGAGCGUACGGAAACGCUUCAAGCCUGGAGACCACGUCAAGGUCAUGACGGGCAAGAACGCUGACGAGACCGGUCUGGUCGUGUCAGUCAUCGACAACGUCGUUACAUUCCUGUCCGACAUGACCAUGCAGGAGGUAUCAGUAUUCUCCAAAGAUCUGCGAGAAGCGGCCGAAGUUGGGACUGGUACCAACAUCGUAGGCAACUACGAGCUGCACGACCUGGUACAGAUCGAUCAACAAACCGUCGGCGUCAUCUUCAAGACCGAACGCGAUUCCUUCCGAGUAUUGGACCAGAAUGGGCAGGUUCGCCUAGUGCAGCCCCAUCAAAUCACGAUGCGGCGCGACUCGAACCGCGCAAUCGCCACCGACUCAGAAGGGCACGAGCUGCGAGUCGGCGACAAUGUGAAGGAAGUUGACGGCGAGAAUCGCAAAGGCAGAGUGCUGCAUACUCACCAGUCCUUCUUCGCAUUCUUGCACAAUCGCGACUACUCCGAGAACGGCGGUGUCUUCGUGACAAGGGCUCGGUCACUUGCGUCGUUGGCGCCCAAGGGUAACAUCUUGAAGCUCGGCAACACUGACCUUUCGAAAAUGAACCCAGCACUGAGCGGUGGCGCUGGCGGGAUGGUCGGCUCCGGCAACAUCGGUCGCGGUCCCCGGGACAGGCUCAUUGGUGUCUCAGUAACAGUCAUCAAAGGCCCUAGCAAGGGCUACGUCGGGACUAUCAAGGAUACCAAUGGGCCGCACGCUCGUGUCGAACUGCUCACGGGCAACAAGGUCAUCACUAUCGACAAGGAGAAGCUGCGUCGAAGAAAUCCUGACGGUAGCCUGGAGGCCCUGGAGAAGUCGUUCGCCGCUAUGGCUCCUCCCCGAGCGGGCGGGUUCGGCGGCCAAACACCCAACCCAUACAACCAGGGUGGGCGGACACCGGCCUGGGGACAGACCGGGCGAACACCCAACCCCUACACCAACAGUCAGACACCGGCAUGGAUGGCGUCCUCGCGGACACCAAAUCCAUACGCGGAGGGCAAGACACCAGCAUGGGAUGCGACGGCGCGCACGCCAAAUCCCUAUACCCAGGGCGGCGGGAAGACGCCCGCAUGGAACUCGUCGUCGCGGACACCAAACCCAUACGCCAACGGCGGCGGCAGCUCCUCCGCGUGGGCCGCAGGGAGCGCGACGCCCGGCCGCUGGGACGCUGCGCCAACACCAUUCGCCGCGUUCACGCCCGGGGCUGCACCCACGCCCGCUCCGUACUCGUCAAUACAGACGCCGUUCGACUACCAGACGCCCGCGGGCGGUGCAUACCCACAGACCCCAGGGGUCAUGGGUGGGUCGUACGCCAACGCGGAGCCCCAGUUCGGUGAGUCCCCAGCCCUCCUCUCCGCGCAAAACGCCGUUGUUGACGUCGUGGACCUGCCGCGCCCCGCAGAGCUGCCGGCGAAAUGGCUGCUCGAGCCCGCGUUCGCGCAGAAGCGCGGGUCCGUCGUCGAGGCGCGCGGCACGUUCGGCAAGUGGCACGGCGGCGACUUCGAGGGCAAGCAGGGCGUGGUGCUGAGCGUGUUCGACACGCACAACGACGCGUUCGAGUCGACCGCGCGCGUGCGUUUCUUCAACCCCGUCGACCCGCUCACCCCGAUCCUGCCCGUGCCCGUGCAGUACCUCUGGCCGGUGCACCCCGAGCGCAACAACGAGAUCGUCGUCGUGCUCGCGGGCGCGAUGAAGGGCGCGGAGGCGCGCGUCGAGUCGCUCGAGCCGAACAACAUCAUGAUCGUCACGACGCUCGAGACGUUUCACGUCGUCGAGACCCGGAUUGACGAGCUCAUGCGCAUUUACGACAUCGAUGAGGUCGGCAACAGGCGGUGA